This is a messenger RNA of Balearica regulorum gibbericeps (East African grey crowned-crane), 2437 nucleotides long. Lineage: Eukaryota; Metazoa; Chordata; Aves; Gruiformes; Gruidae. The record is from RefSeq and is a predicted model, not a curated record.
GACGCUGUUUAAAGAUGCCUCAGGAACCCUGGACAAAAAUGGACGAUUUUCUCCUCUCUUCAGGCAAGACAGUAAUAAACUUUCAAAUGAAGACAUGCUGAAAUUGUUAGCAGAUUUCAGGAAACCUGAAAAGAUGGCCAAACUUCCUGUUAUUUUAGGAAAUCUGGAUGUUACAAUUGAUAAUGUGUCACCAGAUUUUCCAAAUUAUGUUAACUCAUCGUACAUUCCCAUGAAACAGUUUGAAAACAGUACCAAGACACUAAUAACGUUUGAAAUAGAGGAAUUUGUUCCCUGUAUACCAAAACACACUCAGCCUUUCACCAUCUACAACAAUCAUCUUUAUGUUUAUCCAAAGCAUUUGAAAUAUGACAGUCAAAAGUCUUUUGCAAAGGCUAGAAAUAUUGCAGUAUGCAUUGAGUUCAAGGAUUCUGAUGAAGAGGAUUCUUUGCCUUUGAAGUGUAUCUAUGGUAGACCAGGUGGACCUGUAUUUACUAGAAGUGCGUUUGCUGCUGUUCUGCAUCACCAUCAAAAUCCAGAGUUUUAUGAUGAGAUUAAAAUAGAAUUGCCCACUCAGUUACAUGAAAAGCACCAUUUGUUGUUCACCUUCUACCAUGUCAGCUGUGAUAAUUCAAGCAAAGGGAGUACAAAGAAGAAAGAUGUUGUUGAAACACAAGUGGGGUAUUCUUGGCUUCCUCUAAUAAAAGAUGGAAGAGUGGUGACCAAUGAGCAACACAUCCCAGUGUCAGCAAAUCUUCCCUCAGGCUAUCUGAGUUAUCAGGAAGUGGCAGUUGGAAAGCAUUCUGGUCCUGAAAUUAAAUGGGUAGAUGGAGGCAAACAGCUGUUGAAGAUAUCCACUCAUCUGGUGUCAACUGUGUAUACACAGGACCAGCAUUUGCACAAUUUUUUUCAGUACUGUCAGAAAACAGAGUCUGGAGCUCGCGCACUAGGAGCGGAUCUUGUAAAGUAUCUCAAGAGCCUUCAUGCUAUGGAAGGCCAUGUGAUGAUAGCUUUCCUGCCAACUGUCCUAAACCAGUUGUUUAGAGUUCUCACUAGAGCAACUCAAGAGGAAGUUGCAGUCAAUGUGACAAGGGUUAUUAUCCAUAUCGUUGCUCAGUGUCAUGAAGAAGGCUUGGAUAGCUACCUGAGGUCUUACGUCAAGUAUGCUUAUAAAGCUGAACCCUAUGUUGCUUCUGAAUAUAAGACAGUACAUGAAGAAUUGGCAAAGUCCAUGACAACAAUUUUAAAGCCAUCCGCUGACUUUCUUACAAGCAACAAGCUACUUAAGUAUUCAUGGUUUUUCUUUGAAGUUCUGAUAAAAUCAAUGGCUCAGCAUUUGAUUGAAAACUCUAAAGUGAAGCUGUUGCGAAACCAGAGAUUUUCCGCUUCCUUUCAUCAUGCAGUUGAAACAGUUGUUAAUAUGCUAAUGCCACACAUCACUCAGAAGUACAGAGACAAUCCAGAGGCUUCAAAAAAUGCAAACCAUAGCCUUGCUGCCUUUAUAAAAAGGUGUUUUACUUUUAUGGAUAGAGGCUUUGUUUUCAAGCAAAUCAAUAACUACAUCAGCUGCUUUGCCCCAGGAGAUCCGAAGACUCUUUUUGAAUUCAAAUUUGAAUUUCUCCGUGUAGUCUGUAAUCAUGAGCAUUACAUACCGUUGAAUCUACCAAUGCCCUUUGGAAAAGGCAGAGUUCAGAGAUACCAAGACCUUCACCUGGACUAUUCAUUAACCGAUGAGUUCUGUAAAAAUCACUUCUUAGUGGGACUGCUUCUAAGGGAGGUGGGCAAUGCAUUGCAAGAGUUCAGAGAUGUGCGACAGGUUGCUAUUUAUGUGCUCAAGAAUUUGAUGAUAAAGCACUCUUUUGAUGAUAGAUAUGCUUCCAGGAGCCAUCAGGCACGAAUAGCUACUAUGUAUUUGCCACUCUUCGGACUGCUCAUAGAAAAUGUUCAGCGAAUCAAUGUUAAAGAUGUGUCUCCGUUUCCUGUUAACCCUUCCAGCAGUAGCGCAAAGGAUGAUGCACUUACUUUGCCAACUGCAAGUCAGCUAGUAACACCACAAAAAUCAGGAAACACAUUGGAUAACAAUCUUCCUAAAGAUCUAUUUGGUGUUAUCUCUGGCAUUGCUUCCCCAUACACUACAUCAACUCCAAAUAUUAAUAGCGUGAGGAACGCUGACUCAAGAGGCUCUCUUAUAAGUACAGACUCAGGAAACAGUAUCCCAGAAAGACACAGUGAUAAGAGCAAUUCCCUUGACAAGAACCAACAGAGCAGCACUUUAGGAAGUUCUGUAGUUCGGUAUGACAAACUUGACCAAGCAGAGAUCAAAAGUCUGCUCAUGUGUUUCCUUCAUAUCUUAAGAAGUAUGUCAGAAGAUGCAUUGUUUACAUAUUGGAACAAGGCUACAAAGUCUGAACUCAUGGACUUUUUUACAAUUACAGAGUAA